Molecule: messenger RNA, 4075 nt
Organism: Brassicogethes aeneus
Lineage: Eukaryota; Metazoa; Arthropoda; Insecta; Coleoptera; Nitidulidae
Source: the annotation of a GenBank genome assembly
GGGUGGUGCAAACAUAAUAAACCUAAACACAUCUACUGUUAUUGUUAUUUCCUGUGUAAUUGAGUUUGAUAAACUAAAAAUGACAUUAAAUGGUGAUGUUAGUGUUAAUGUUGGAUUAAGCGGGGUGCUUCGUUUGUCGGUGGCGUGAAUAAAAUGCCGGUAAAAUAUUCGAUUGUCUGAGAGCAUCCGAGAGCCAAUCUUAAGAUGGGCCAUGCCGUUGUUUGCGUGUUUAUCGCGAUAUUUGGUUUAGCGUGCGGCCAAAGCGACACGCUGACGACAGUUCAGUUUUUCACUAGCGACAAUUUAUACGAGGAGAUCGCAACCACCACUGACACACCUACUUCUUCCAUUCCAGUCCCAUCAAAGCCCAGAAAAUUGACAGUUCUGGACGUCACAUCUGACAGCAUCGCUCUCAAAUGGGAAAACCCCGAAAAAAUCAACGGCAUCAUCGAUGGCUACCGGGUCUACUACAAGUUCAACAAUUUCACCGACGUGCAAUACGACAAAAUUAAUUAUUCGCGCAUCGAAUCCUAUGGCCAUUUCAACCUCACCCGACUCAAACCUGAUACAGAAUACAAAAUAUGGGUGAAGGCUUACACCCAACGCAACGAAGGCGACCCAUCGGAUCCGGUGGUGAACAAAACCGACAUUGGCGGUCCUUCCGGACCGGAUAUAUUGGAGUUGUCAUGUCAAACUGAAGAAAGCAUUCUUAUUAAAUGGGGCAGACCGAAGAAUUUCUACCAUUCCAUCGAUUAUUACUACGUCAACAUCAAUGGCGACCACCAGAAUUACAACCACUCUUUGAAUGCCACCAAGAAUUAUCUGGAGAUGUCGGUUUCUUUGAACGUGACCAAAAAUGCUGCGUACCAAGUAAAAGUUCGGGCGGCCACUGUGAGCAAUUACACAAAUAGAAUAAUAAUGGGCGAUUUUUCACGGAUAAAAACGAUAAAUGUGAAGCCAAACUGCGAUCGGAUGGAGGAAUUUAUGCCGCAAACAACUCACGAUCUGCGGACGGGCAUCAUAGUGGGCAUUCUUUGCGCCGGCAUCGCCUUUAUUUUUGCCGUCCUGGGAUUCGUCUUUUGGAGGAAAUGUUUCCACGCCUCCUACUAUUACCUGGACGAUCCGCCUUGCUGCGUGCCCACCGCCUCCCUGGAUUGGAAUUCGCCGCCGAAUCCGAACAGCGACGGCGAGAUGGAUCACAAGGGCGCCAUUCCGGUGCAGUUGUUCGCGCGGCACGUUCAAGAACUGCACGCCGACGGCGACAUCGGAUUCAGUAAGGAGUACGAGGCGAUCCAAGCCGAAGCGACUACGGACGAGCACGAGUCGGAAUUCUCUCAGCAUCCCGACAACAGGGCCAAGAAUCGCUACCUCAAUAUUAUCGCCUACGAUCAUAGCAGGGUUCAGCUGUUACAAAUGCCCGGUCAAAAGAAGAAUAUCGACUACAUAAACGCGAACUACAUCGAUGGAUUUCAGUGGUCGAAGGCUUACAUCGGCACCCAAGGCCCUUUACCCUCGACCUUCGACUGCUUUUGGCGCAUGGUCUGGGAACAAAGAGUCAAUAUUAUCGUUAUGAUAACCAAUCUAGUUGAAAGGGGACGGAGGAAGUGUGAUAUGUACUGGCCGAAGGAGGGGAGCGAGACCUACGGCAUCAUACAAGUAAAGUUAGUUAAGGAAGACAUAAUGGCAACAUACACAAUAAGGACCCUGCAGAUUCGCCAUCUUAGAAUAAAAAAGAAGAAACCAUCAUUGACUGAAAAACUAGUUUAUCAAUAUCAUUAUACCAAUUGGCCAGACCACGGCACCCCCGAUCACCCACUGCCCGUACUUCAUUUUGUUAAAAAAUCAGCUUUAUCCAACCCCCCUGACGCAGGUCCAAUUAUUGUUCACUGCAGCGCCGGGGUGGGUCGAACCGGAACCUACAUAGUGCUAGACGCGAUGCUCAGGCAGAUACGCAGCCGGGCGGAAGUGAACAUCUACGGUUUCCUGCGUCACAUCCGCUCGCAACGCAACUUCCUCGUGCAGACCGAGGAGCAGUACAUCUUUAUACACGACGCGCUAGUCGAGGCCAUCGAGUCGGGAGAGACCAACAUUUCCAAGGACAACUUCCCGCGCUACGUCCGAGCCCUCAAAGGAAACUGCAUUGAUGAAAGCGAGCAAUGGAAGCCCCUCGACGUCCAAUUCAAGUUGGUGACGAGCUUCAAGUGCAAAGAUUUCAACGUGGUGUCGGCAAACAAAGUGAUAAAUCAGCCAAAGAAUAGGAUAAGGGAAAUAGUGCCGGUGGAGAGCUCGCGCGUGCAUCUCACCCCGAAGCCGGGCGAGGAUGGCAGCGAUUACAUCAACGGCACCUGGAUCCAGGGUUUCCACAGCCUGCGCGAGUUCAUAAUCACGCAGCAUCCGCUGCGCGCCACCUUCAAAGACUUCUGGCAAAUGGUCUGGGACCACAACGCGCAACUCAUCGUGAUGCUCAGCAUCGUGGAUAACCAGGACUUCCACGUUUUCUGGCCCGUCGAGCAGGACACCAUCGACACCGACUCCUUCAAAGUCAAGCUGGCCAACGAACAAAUACACGGCGCCUACUUGACGCGCGACUUUCUCAUGCAAUCGCUGCAAGACGAUUACGAGAUACGCAUCAGAAUGGUGCACGGCAACAAUUGGCCGCACAAUGGCGGAUCCAUCAACGACAUCUACCAAAUACCCAACACUGUUCUGGAGAGCAACAUUCAUAAUGGACCAAUCAUCGUUGUCGACAAGUACGGCGGGACUGAGGCAGCGACUUUCUGUUGCCUGACAACAUUGAAGAAGCAUUUGCUGUACGACGACAAGAUCGACGUGUACAUGUACGCGAAGUUGUAUCACAACAAAAGACCGGGCAUAUGGGCGUGCAUGGACGAUUAUCUGCGUUUGCACUUGGCCGUGCAGACGCUGUGCUGUCCGCCGGAGGACGGCAACGUCGCCGUCACGGCCACCCAAGGCCCCGACAUAUUUCCCACGGCCAACGGCACGAUCAACGGCUCGGUGGCCGUUUCCGCCGACUGCGUUCGGGUGUCGCCCGAAGGCAUGGAGUCCAACCUCGAGCCGCGGCUCUAAGUUUUAAAUAUUAUUAUUGCUUUCUAUCGAAACGGGGCUUAUCGAAAAACGGCCACGGUGUUUCCAUUUCGAAUUGUAAAGUCUUCGAAAUGAAAGCACCCACACGCGUAUAGUCGAAAAUAAUUAAUUAGAAAUAAGCAAUAAAUCGAACAGGGUUGAAUUAAAAUAAAUUACAAAAGAAACGCAACGGUAAGUUGACUACUCAGUGCACGCGAACAAACAGUUAAUUAUUAUUGUUUACCAGUGACUUUGACUUCGACUAUGCGCCGUUGAUUGCGCCUUAAAUUAACCAUUUUUAUACCUAUAUGUGAUAAUUGUAAAUGUUUUAAACUAUUUAAAAUGUCGUCGUCGGAACUUUUUUUCGUCGCGUCGUUGCGUCAUUGUUACUGACAGAUUUUUGCACGAGCAACAAAUUAAUGAAAACGUUAUUAAAUGUCAAAGACGUCACUUAGCCAAUUUCUCCCAAAACCGAUAACAUGCCAGUUGAUAUUUUUUUUAAUUGUUGCAUACUGUUUUUAACAAUGCUACUACAUGAUAUUUUUAGUACCCUUGAAUUUUAUUAACAUAAAAUAAAUAAAAUAAUACCUAUUUUUUUAGAUCUGAGGCUACAAUUGUUGGAGACACUAGAGACAUCUUAAGGGAUUAAACUAAAACUAGUUUCUCCCUGAAGGUGUCUCUAGUAUUACUUACAUACAGUCGAAACCGGGGUUCGCCUGAUUUAAAUCAACGAUUUAAAUCAAUGAUUUAAAUCGGUUUUUAAAAAAGUUUCUAAAAUUUAAAAAAACACUUAAAAGAUCUAAAAGUAAAGCACAAUAAUAUCUUGACACUAUUUAAAUAAAUUCAUAUGCAUAGAAAAACUGCUUAUUUUGUUAAACAAAAUAAUAAAGGAAUAGUUUUUACAAAAAAAUAUACGACAGUUGCGGACGGUGGUUUAUUUGUUUAUAAAGUAGUGCCAAUAUAAUAUUAUAGUCAAGUUAGUAUUUCUUUU